AUGCUAAUACCAGUUCGAUGUUUUACGUGCGGAAAAGAAGUCUCCAGCAAGUGGGAAGAGUACAUGGAGAGAUGCACGGUCUCUGAUGACAAAGCAGGCAUACUGACGCAGCUCGGGUUUAAACGGCCAUGCUGUCGGACAGUUAUGCUGACCACUGUAGACAUAAUGCAGAAGAUUCUCAAGUUUGAGUACCCGCAAGAGGGCCUUUCAAAAGACGAAAAGUUUUCAUAG
Nematocida minor is the source of this 231-nucleotide messenger RNA. RefSeq names its product DNA-directed RNA polymerases I, II, and III subunit RPABC5. Bases 1 to 231 code for a protein of 76 amino acids. Gene Ontology annotation, biological process: DNA-templated transcription. Gene Ontology annotation, molecular function: DNA-directed RNA polymerase activity; DNA binding; zinc ion binding. The record is from RefSeq and is a predicted model, not a curated record. The transcript has a single exon. NCBI's taxonomy places the organism in Eukaryota, Fungi, Microsporidia.